AGCAAUGAAGGUUGCCUGGAGUUGGAGUGCCGCCACUGGACUGUGUCUCUGCAAACUGCAAUACUAACUCAGAAUCAGUGGAGCCGCAAAGUGUUUUGAGGGGUUACGCAACAGAGCCAAUGAAUAAGCACACUGAUGCGUGGCAAAUCCUUCACGUCCCAGACAAGCCUCCAAUCCCGCCCGGCCAACAACCCACGGUUAAUGUUUUAGCUUCAGUCAUUGAGCCAAAGAUCGCCAACACUCUGGUAAGGCGUUUAAAUCAAAUAGCGCCUCUGGAGAAUCUCCGCCAUGUGAAGCGUGUGCAGAAGAAAUAUCUUGAAGGAGGGAAAACUCAGUUAGCAGUAAUCCUGUGUCUAGCAUGUGAAAAUGACAAUCAGUUGGACAGCAUGCAACAUGAUGUACGAGAGAUAGUCAAUGCCUACCGGCUUAGUGCUUUUAUUACAAAAGUUAGCAAAUCCGCUGCAUCAUCAAAAGAAGAGUGGGAAGAACAAUGCAAACUUUGGCCAACAUCAUAUCAUCCACCAACCUACAAUAUUGAUGGUAUUACUGGAUUUAGUGAAGAGGACUCACAGUUAGUGUUCAGCUUCAUGAGAUUCGCUGUGGAGUUGGCAAAGUCUGAUGAUGGUUUGAUGGUGAAUGCUGCAGUGAUUGUGGAUCCUUCAGUUAAGCAAGUAAUUGCAAGUGCACGUGAUGAAAUCUGCUCUUGGAAUACUUGUAAUAACAAAAGCAGCAUUCAAACUAGCUCCUCUCAACAGCUAGAAGUCUGCAUUACCCGUUCCAUUUCCAAUGUCGUAACAGAUGACUCUCUACUUUCAAAGGCUUCCACCAAUGAACUCGGGCGAUUUACUGGUGUUUCUUGUUUAUACCCCUGGCGGUGGGCUGAGCAACAAUUGUCUUCACCAAAUUCUUGUUACUGGCACCCUUUACGACAUGCUGCACUUGUGGCCAUUGAAUCCUCUGCUGCUAGGGACAGACUACUUUUCCAUGGUUCGAGAGAGAUUGAAGAUAAGUCCUUUGACAUGGAACAUAAGUCUCCUUCCACAGGCUCUCCAGCAAAAAGACAAAAACUAAAUAUGAAAAAUGUUGAGGAUCAUGCGAAACUGGAUACUCUUGCUGAAGGUAAUAGUUCUGUAUCAGCCAGACCUUAUCUAUGCACUGGGUACGACAUAUACCUUGUUUGGGAGCCAUGCACAAUGUGUGCAAUGGCACUUGUCCAUCAAAGAAUUAGGCGCAUAUUUUAUGCUUUCACAAAUCCCAAUGCUGGUGCCUUGGGUAGUGUUCACAGAUUACAGGGGGAGAAGAGCUUAAACCAUCACUACGCUGUUUUCAGGGUCUUGUUGCCCGAAGAAGUGAUGGUCUGAAAUAAAGACGGGUAAUGCCAAAAACCAUUAUUCAAGUUCCUCAUUUGUAAUAGCUCAAGGAGAGUGUGAUCUUUUUGCUUGUGCUUUAUAAUUGAAUCUUAAUUAAAUAUUAACUAGAACGAAGGCCCUUGGAUAUUAACUAGAACGAAGGCCCUUGGAUACUGAAAUGCAUUCUUUCAUUGUAUACGGUCGGUUUGUUACAGCCUUUUGCCUUUUUCCUUUGCAGAAAACCAUUACUUUUUUGUUCCUCUUC
Molecule: messenger RNA, 1614 nt
Organism: Juglans regia (Persian walnut)
Lineage: Eukaryota; Viridiplantae; Streptophyta; Magnoliopsida; Fagales; Juglandaceae
Product: tRNA-specific adenosine deaminase TAD3
Exons: 9
Coding region: 120-1361 (413 amino acids)
Biological process (GO): tRNA wobble adenosine to inosine editing
Cellular component (GO): cytoplasm; nucleus
Molecular function (GO): tRNA-specific adenosine-34 deaminase activity
Source: RefSeq, a predicted model, not a curated record